Molecule: messenger RNA, 636 nt
Organism: Euleptes europaea (tarantolino)
Lineage: Eukaryota; Metazoa; Chordata; Lepidosauria; Squamata; Sphaerodactylidae
Gene: COQ10A
Product: coenzyme Q10A
Exons: 4
Coding region: 1-636 (211 amino acids)
Biological process (GO): cellular respiration; ubiquinone biosynthetic process
Cellular component (GO): mitochondrion
Molecular function (GO): ubiquinone binding
Source: RefSeq, a predicted model, not a curated record
AUGAUUUAUAGUUUCAGGUACAUGCCAUCCUGUGGGAUUCUGAUGAUCCGAGCUCCCCAUGCUAUUGGCAGCCUCGAUUGGGAUGUCAGUGCCCAGCACAGUCGGACGUUCAUCAACUUUUCAGGGCCUUUCACUAACAAACGGAAGGAAUAUUCAGAAAGGAGGAUCAUUGGUUACUCCAUGCAGGAAAUGUAUGAUGUUGUGUCCAAUGUGGAUGAAUACAAACACUUUGUUCCUUGGUGCAAGAAAUCAGUGGUGGUCUCUAAGCGCACGGGUCAUGCAAAGGCCCAACUGGAAGUUGGAUUCCCUCCCAUCGUAGAACGUUACACAUCGAUUGUGACAUUGGUGCGGCCCCAUUUGGUGAAGGCUGUCUGCACGGAUGGGAAGCUGUUCAACCAUCUGGAGACUAGCUGGCGUUUCAGCCCUGGCAUUCCCGGCUACCCUCGCACAUGCACAGUGGACUUCUCAAUUUCUUUUGAGUUCCGCUCCUUGCUGCAUUCACAACUGGCCACGGUUUUCUUCGACGAGGUGGUCAAGCAGAUGGUGGCAGCCUUUGAGCGGCGAGCAGGAGUGACCUUCGGCCCCGAGACUCGCAUUCCCCGAGAGCUGAUGUUCCACGAGGUCCACCAGACGUGA